AUGAAUGGGAAUAGUAAGCCUCACUUAAUCUACAACGACACCUUUCACGACAGUGAACGCAAUAUAUCACAACUGUCCUCCUCACCGGAUUGCGUCAGCGCCAACAUUCCCGCACCCCAAUUGCAGUGCUCUCCCAAGGAGGGAUUUAAUUCUAUUCUCAGCUUCUGGUCCGAGAUGGAACAAGCCUCCAGUCGAUCCGCUUCUGUAACUACGCCUCGGUGUACUCUGCCCAUGACAAAUGGAUUUUCGCGUCUUCGAGGUGUAAAUGGACAGCUUAGUUCAGGCACUACCAGUGACAUGGACUCCAUCUCAAACUCAACUAGUAGUAAGCCGUUGACAGGAGAAGCGGUAAAGGCUCCAGACUCUUCUGUUCCUUCCAUUCACUCCGAGGAGUCAUCCGACAUUGAUAAUCUCAGCACGACUUAUGAAAUUGUUGUCCCUCCUAAACCCCCUAAAAUCAUGAAAUCACAAUCCACUCAGCCGAAAACUUUCCUUCCCCCCAAUGGUGUCAGUUAUGGAGAGUACACCAACCUAUCGGUACCAGCUAAUCCACAACCACGAUUAAUUACAAUAGAAAGAGAAGAAAGCCCUCCCAUUCUACCUCCAAAAUCACCACUUUUGCGUUCAAUUUCCCGAAUUAACGGAGAUGAGAAAUCAUCACGGACACCUUCUCUGAAUGGAUGCAAAACAAUGCCACAUUUGAAUGGAAAUGGACAUGAUUUUGAGGCAAAACGCAAAUUGUCAGUACAACCGGUAAAAGUCUCUGCCAUAGACACGCCUGUCAAUUGUGACAGUAAAGGCAAUUGUUUCAAUCCCAAAUUUCGCUAUUCUUUUCACCGACCGCCAGAAAAACCCCCAAAACUCAUUUCUACUCGAUCCAGCUCAGUUUAUCCCCGGGUUCAGACCAUGUCAACUGAAAAGCCACUUAGACCGUCAUCAGAGAUGCAGACUUCCAGAGGACUUAUACAAGUUCGCUAUCCAAACAUGAGCAUUACCAGUUCACUUUCGACCUCAAGAAUGGAGGCUAAUCCCAGUCCCACCAGGACGUAUUACAGACCUCCUCCUAGGCGCUUUUCAACGUCUAGAAUCGAGGGUCCAAGUCAUCAUCAUCAUCAUCGUGGUUAUUCGAAUGGCGAGUCUAAGCGAUCCAACAGCCAUAUUAGUACAUCACCUUGCCUCUUUUCGGGUUGGAGGAGUUCUCGACCAAGUAGUGAGAUGAGGCACCAUCCGUCCAAUAAGGCCUCCAACAGAUCCACUGCUGCUGCCGGUGGUAGUGGCGCGACGGAUACGUCGUCGAAUAGUCCCAACGCCUCCGAUGAGAGUUUGGUGACUGUGCGAAUUUGGCCCAGUCCAGAGGGACAAUACGGAUUUAAUGUGCAUGGUGGAGUUGAUUACAAAAAACCUGUCAUUGUGACUCGGGUUGGGGAGAAUUUGCCUGCUGGUACUGCCACUCCUCGUCUGCAUCGUGGUGAUCAGAUAAUUCGUAUCAAUGAUCGAGACAUCUCUGAUUACACCCAAGAUCAGGUGAUCAGUACCAUCCAAAAGGCGGCGAAAAGUCGUACGGGUUAUUUGGAAUUGGUAGUGAAACCUGACAGUAAGUAA
Molecule: messenger RNA, 1602 nt
Organism: Hydatigera taeniaeformis
Lineage: Eukaryota; Metazoa; Platyhelminthes; Cestoda; Cyclophyllidea; Taeniidae
Source: the annotation of a GenBank genome assembly